Cylindrotheca closterium is the source of this 2394-nucleotide messenger RNA. Lineage: Eukaryota; Bacillariophyta; Bacillariophyceae; Bacillariales; Bacillariaceae. The record is from the annotation of a GenBank genome assembly.
AUGACAGUAGAUAUUCAUCUUUUGCCCAAUGUAGGGCGAGCAACCGCUGGGUUACCUCCUACAAAGAAGACUUCUUCUUCAGCUGGGAGGCUUCCAUUUCAAGCUCGCAACAUGAACACGAUGCGUUCCUCUGCCAACAGCUCGUCGGUAGAAGUCACCAAACCAGGGCUUUCUACUCUUGAGUCAUCAGGGAAUGACAUGAACAAAAAGUUGACCAGUUCUGCAUCAUAUCUACAAACUCGUCGGGGAAGCGAGAACAGCGAGGUUAGAGAAGGGGCUGCUGAUCCCCCAUCAACAGGUGAUCAACAACGGGUCCCUAGCUCUUCUGUCCCAAAGGCAGGAAUGUACAAACGGACAUCUUCAUCUUCCAGUUCUGAAAAGGGUGGGGAAGACGGCAUCAUCAUCGAGGAAAAAAGGAAAAAGGCCAGUGGGGACGGCUUCACUGUUCAUCGAUACAUGAGAGGAAAACUUCUUGGAAAGGGAGGAUUCGCAAAGGUUUAUCUGUGCACAGCUAUGGACACAAACAAGAUGUAUGCCAUCAAGAUUGUUCCAAAAGCAAAUCUUGUCAAAGCACGCGCGAGGCAAAAGCUUCAAGCGGAGAUCAAGAUUCAUAGAACGCUGAAACAUGAACAUGUCUGCGAAUACAAACACUUCUUUGAGGAUCGUCAAAACUGCUACAUCUUACUUGAGUUGUGUCACAAUCAAAGCAUGAACGAAUUGAUCAAACGGCGGAAGCGAUUGACCGAACCUGAAGCUGCAUUCUUCAUGAGACAGUUGGUUGAAGCUAUGCUAUACUUGCACCAUGAACAAUUAGUCAUUCAUCGAGAUCUGAAACUGGGCAAUCUAUUUCUAGACCGAAAUAUGAACAUCAAAGUUGGGGAUUUGGGUUUGGCUACGAGAUUGGAAAAUGCGGAGGACAAACGAAAAACCAUUUGUGGUACACCAAACUACAUUGCCCCUGAGGUUAUUCAGGGUGAUAAAGCCACCAGAGGUCAUUCAUUUGAGGUCGAUAUCUGGUCUAUGGGUGUUAUUCUUUACACAGUGAUGGUUGGUAAACCACCAUAUGAAUCAAAAGACGUCAAGUCUACUUACCAGCGGAUUCUGAACAACGAAUAUUCCUUUCCUUCAAAAGUUACCAUGUCCGAGAAUGCUAAGGGAUUGAUCUCGUCUAUGCUCCAAUCAAAACCAGCGGACCGUCCUAGUUUGAAUGAAAUUUCAAUGCAUCCUUUCUUCACCAACAGCUUCAUCCCUGGUUCCCUACCACAAAGUGUUACGCACGUUGCCCCAAAGUGGGACAGCGCUACCAUGGUUCAAAACUCUUCUAAUGGGCUCAAGAAAACAAUCCAACCUCUUGUUUCAUCAACUCGUGGCCCACUUGGGUACCGAGAUGUCAAUGUUGAUCCUGUUAAUUCUGAUCCUUUGAAGGCAGCAAAGUCACAUAUGCCAUCAAUAGAAGUUGUUAAGAAUGUUGUUUCAGCCGUAAUGGGAGUUGGAAGCACCAAGAACUCCGAGAAGCAGAGUGCAUUCAAUGUGUUCGAUGAGACGGAAGGCAAUAGAGACGAGGAGAUUGUUUCUCGUACUGCUGCAAUGUCAAUUCGUACGGAACCCAACGAGGUUGCACAACGACCUACUCCUGUACCAUCGCCUACCUCCGACGAUGCGUAUGUGUUGCAUAACAUGAUCGACAGGAUUGAAAGUGUGCUAGAGACGACAUCAAAACGCUCAUACGCUGACGUGGAUGUCAACUCAAUCAGUCUUCGCGCGAUGUCUACCGGUGGGCCAGACAAGUGGGUAUCCAGAUACGUUGAUUACACCAGCAAAUAUGGAUUGGGAUUCUUGUUAAGCGACGGCAGUUCUGGUGUUUACUUCAACGAUUCGACCAAAGCCAUUUCAGAACCGGAAGGUGAUUGCUUCCAAUAUGUUGAACGAAGCAAGGUCUCGGUGGAAACUUCGCGUCGUGGCGAACCAGUGGUUGCGUCACACCGCCUUGCCAAAUACCCUGAUAUUCUUCAAAAGAAGGUUACGCUUUUGAAGCACUUUCGAAAUUAUUUGAUUGAGCAGCAAAAGAAAGCAGAUGAAUUUGAGAGCAACACUCCUUCUUUGCCCGUAAACUCCGAUAAGCGGGAUAUGGUGUACCUGAAGAAAUGGGUACGAACCAAACAUGCAAUCUUCUUCCGGCUCAGCGAUAACACCGUGCAAAUCGUCUUUUAUGACCAUACGGAAAUUCUUCUGACGCCGGAUGAGCGCCACAUUACCUAUGCUGAUAAGCAAAGGCAGCGAAAGACCUACUACUUGACUGAUGAGCUUGUCGGAACAAACUCCGAAAUCAAUAAGCGUCUCAAGUACACCAAGGAAAUUCUCCUCCAGCUUGUGACUGGACGAUCCCCUCGUUGA